GCCGCGAGGGGGGCCAGCCGCCCCAGACAGGUGAUGGGCGUUUCGGCUGCGCUCCGGAUCGACUCCUUGGGUUUCACUUUGGUCUGAUCUAAGCAAAUAUGCAGAAGUACCGGCUGGUCUAGUCGUAAGAGCCAAGAGGAGCGAGCGAGAGCAGCAGAAAGGAGAGCAGCCGCGCUCCCGUAGCGAGGGGAACGUACAAACAGCGGCAGCGCCGUAAUUAAACCACCGCCGCCCCGAGGCAGCCCCGACCCACCCUGGAUGCGGAGGACCCCCGAGCCACCCCGCUGCCUUUCCCCUGAGGGAUGGUACUGAAUUUCUGCGCGGCAGGAGCCGGCCUGCAGCUCCUCUCCAGCAGCGUUGCCUUCCCCCCGUCUCUAAAGUGCACUAGACCGCGAUGAGGACCUGGGCUUGCGUGUUGCUGAUAGGUUUUGGCUACCUGUCCUUUACCUUCUCCGAGGAGGCCGAGAUCCCGCAGGAGCUCAUCGAGCGGCUGGCGCACAGCGAGAUCCACAGCAUCCGCGACUUGCAGCGCCUCCUGGAGAUUGACUCCGUAGGAUAUGAUGAUGUUUCAGAAACAAACUUGAGAUCUUAUAGUGUUCAUUCUGCUAAACAUGUGCAAGAGAAUCGUCCUGUGCCCAUUCGCAGAAAAAGAAGCAUUGAGGAAGCCAUCCCGGCUGUCUGCAAAACACGGACGGUUAUAUACGAGAUACCUCGGAGUCAGAUUGAUCCCACCUCUGCCAACUUCCUGAUAUGGCCGCCCUGCGUGGAGGUGAAACGUUGCACGGGCUGUUGCAACACCAGCAGCGUGAAAUGCCAGCCAUCGCGGAUACAUCACAGAAGUGUCAAGGUUGCAAAAGUGGAAUAUGUUAGAAAAAAGCCAAAAUUAAAAGAAGUUCUGGUGAGAUUAGAAGAGCAUAUGGAAUGCACCUGUACAUCAUCAAAUACUAAUUCAGAUUAUAGAGAAGAAGAAACUGGAAGGCCUAGGGAAUCAGGUAAAAAACGGAAACGAAAAAAGUUAAAACCAACAUAAAACCUACUGGAACUAUUUGAUAUUCAGAUGUAAGGUGAAAAUAAGCUAGAAAAAAAACUUCUCUCUGGGACAUGGAUGUACAUGGUUUGUUACAUUCCUGAACCUACUAUGUAUGGUGCUUAUUGACUGUAUACUUUAUUUGUUCUCCUAUGUGAAAAAACUGGCUCAAAAGAACACUUAAUGAGAACAAAGGGACAAUGUACAUUUGUUUAAUGUGACAUCAAAGCAAGUAUUGUAGCACUCUGUGAAACAAUAGGAAGCUUCCCUGUCCAAAAAAGAAAAAAAAAUGAAAGAAAGAAAAACAGAAAAGAAAAAAAGACAGUUGAAUGAAUGGAGGAUACCAAAAGUACUCAAAAACAUGACAAAAAUCUAAGUGAAUAGUGGAUUUCUGUCAGAGCAGUCAACGGUGCUUUACGUCAAGAAAUGUGCCUGCGUUCUUGAUGAAGAUGGAUGGACAUUGAUGGACUUCAGGCACAAAAAAAGCAGGAAUGUAUGAAAUGAUCAAAUGCCACGCAAACACUAUAGAACAAUACAUCCUUGCUUGGUGGUGUUUUAAAAGUCUAUACAAAAAAACCUUCUGGGGAGCCUUAAGUGGAUUUUUUUUUUUUUUACACCAUAAAGUGAUUAUUAAGUUUUCUUUUUACUCUUUGCCUAGCUUUUUAUUAUCUCUUGGACUACAUUUGCCAAUAACACAUAUAAAAGACUGGUAUAACAAUAAGCAGAACACAAAACAUUAUGGUAUUUCUCCUAGUGGGAUGCAAACUAAUGAGAUGUAUUAAAAUAAAAAUGGUAUACCUAUGCAUAAUUUUCUAGACGUUUCUUGGUUUAUGUUCCCCAACCUCCCCCGUAAUUUAAAGCAUUACAUAAAAAGAAAAAAAAGAGAAAAAAAGAGAGAUGUGCGUAAACAAAUCAUAGGAUAUCCAUGCAAAAAUCCUUUUUUUUCCUUUAAGACUUAUGCCAGUUGCCUACUAGUGAUAUUGUGUUAGCAAUUGUCAUUCUUAUCAGUAUACAGAUACUUUUAUUUCACAUGUUGGAGCUGUGUGAAAUGUACAAAUUCUUGUAUCUGCAUUGUACAAUGUCAUGGUGGCAUGGGAACUACCUUGCUGCAAAUAUUUGAACAAAACCUAAAAUUCUUUAUUUUUGGUAAAAUGUUAUGCUUUAUGUGUAUUCAACAGAAAUAUGUGUUUUUGUAAAGGUGAAGUUUGUAUUUUUAUCUAAAAAUUAACAGUUUUAUAUACCUGAGAAAGCCUGCUAUGUUUUCUUGAACCAAAAAAAAAAAGAAAAAAAAGAAAAAAAAGCAUUUUGUGGUCAUAUUUUUGUAGUAGAAUAGCCCAAAUAACAUCAAAAUCUAUUUUAACUAUAGCAGGGCAGAUAAAAUAAUCUGGCAUCAGCUCCUGUGUUUUCAAAGUGCCAAAGGAUUAAAUGUUCAGUUCCCCACGGAUUGCAGUGGGAGCCACACGGCUAAAUCCUUCUGUACUGCUUUGGAAAUUUAGGGCUGUGCCAGAUAUGACAUGGCUGCUCACUUGGCCAAAAUCACUGCCCCACCCCAGUAGUUUGGAUUAUGUACCCUUUGUUUUAGUUGGAUUAUCGCAUUGGAUAUGUAAAAUGAACUACUGGAUUGUUUUAUUUGUGAAACAUCUACAAAGAGAUGAAAGAGUUUCCUUAGUUUGGAAUGACAAAAAAGUUUGUCUUGAAGAUGGUGUUUCCACUCAAAUAAAAAAUAUCUUCAAAUGUGAAUGAACUGUAGAACCUUAAAACAACAAGAGAGAGAGAGAUUUUUAACCUUUCCAUUUCUUUAAAUAUAGUUCAAACAUUCCCCUCCUGUUCCUGUAGCUACGUCCAGUUUCACCCAAACAAAGCAAUGUUAGCUAACAGGCAUUAUUGGCUUCAGAUGCUAAUGCAGAGAUAGAGUUAGUCACCGUUCUAUUUUGUGAUCAUUUUCCCAGUGUAUUUGUUGAGCACCAAAACUGGAAAUACAUUUAACUAAGAUUGUCUGUGCUUGUUUUCCACUAAGUGUACUGUUCACAAUGUUAUGCACAUGAAUGUAUGUGUCUGCGUUUAAAAAAGUGUAUAAAAUGUAAUUUAUAUAUUUAUGUUUCAGUGGGAUGCCAAUAAUGUUGCUCCGUUCUUUUUUUGUCUAAAAGAUAUCUAAUGAAAAAAACCAUGUAUCCAUUAAAAUCAUGUAGAUGAAAAGCAUUAUGUGACCCACUCAGACACUGUGCAGGUAUGAAAGGAUGUCAAAGUCACUUAAGUGGAAUAAUGUGCAAAACAACUUUUUGAGAGUCCUAUGGUUGCGCUGGCAUAAGGAGAUUGCAUUCAGA
This is a messenger RNA of Gavia stellata (red-throated loon), 3351 nucleotides long. It is a transcript of the gene PDGFA, whose product is annotated as platelet derived growth factor subunit A. Gene Ontology annotation, biological process: positive regulation of MAP kinase activity; positive regulation of ERK1 and ERK2 cascade; positive regulation of cell population proliferation. NCBI's taxonomy places the organism in Eukaryota, Metazoa, Chordata, Aves, Gaviiformes, Gaviidae. Gene Ontology annotation, cellular component: membrane. The record is from RefSeq and is a predicted model, not a curated record. The transcript is spliced from 7 exons. Gene Ontology annotation, molecular function: growth factor activity; platelet-derived growth factor receptor binding. The coding region runs from base 395 to 1030 and encodes 211 amino acids.